Messenger RNA from Rattus norvegicus (Norway rat), 3830 nucleotides. It is a transcript of the gene Klhl21, whose product is annotated as kelch-like family member 21. Gene Ontology annotation, molecular function: ubiquitin-protein transferase activity; cullin family protein binding. The record is from RefSeq and is marked provisional. Gene Ontology annotation, cellular component: Cul3-RING ubiquitin ligase complex; centrosome; spindle. NCBI's taxonomy places the organism in Eukaryota, Metazoa, Chordata, Mammalia, Rodentia, Muridae. The transcript has 4 exons. Gene Ontology annotation, biological process: chromosome passenger complex localization to spindle midzone; protein ubiquitination; regulation of cytokinesis. Bases 1 to 1794 code for a protein of 597 amino acids.
AUGGAGCGGCCGGCGCCUUUGGCCGUGCUGCCCUUCUCCGAUCCCGCGCACGCCCUGAGCCUGCUGCGCGGCCUGAGCCAGCUGCGCGCCGAGCGCAAGUUCCUGGACGUGACCCUGGAGGCGGCGGGCGGCCGCGACUUCCCCGCGCACCGCGCCGUGUUGGCGGCCGCCAGUCCCUACUUCCGCGCCAUGUUCGCGGGCCAGCUGCGCGAGAGCCGCGCCGAGCGCGUGCGCCUGCACGGGGUGCCGCCCGACAUGCUGCAGCUGCUCCUGGACUUCAGCUACACCGGCAGAGUGGCGGUGAGCGGUGACAACGCCGAGCCGCUGCUGCGCGCCGCCGACCUGCUGCAGUUCCCCGCCGUGAAGGAGGCGUGCGGCGCCUUCCUGCAGCAGCAGCUCGACCUGGCCAACUGCCUGGACAUGCAGGACUUCGCCGAGGCCUUCAGCUGCUCCGGGCUGGCGAGCGCUGCGCAGCGCUUCAUUCUGCGCCACGUGGGCGAACUGGGCGCCGAGCAGCUGGAGAGGCUGCCGCUGGCGCGCCUGCUGCGCUACCUGCGCGACGACGGGCUGUGCGUGCCCAAGGAGGAGGCGGCCUACCAGCUGGCGCUGCGCUGGGUCCGCGCGGACCCGCCGCGCCGCGCGGCGCACUGGCCGCAGUUGCUGGAAGCUGUGCGCCUGCCCUUCGUGCGCCGCUUCUACCUGCUGGCACACGUGGAGGCAGAGCCCCUGGUGGCGCGCUGCCCGCCUUGCCUGCGCCUGCUGCGCGAGGCCCGCGAUUUCCAGGCGGCUCGCUACGACCGGCAUGACCGCGGGCCCUGCCCCCGCAUGCGUCCGCGUCCCUCCACCGGCUUGGCCGAGAUCCUGGUACUGGUGGGAGGUUGCGACCAGGACUGCGACGAGCUAGUCACGGUUGACUGCUACAAUCCGCAGACCGGGCAGUGGCGCUACCUGGCCGAGUUCCCCGAUCACUUAGGCGGGGGCUAUAGUAUCGUGGCACUGGGCAACGACAUCUACGUGACGGGUGGGUCCGACGGCUCCCGGCUCUAUGACUGCGUGUGGAGAUACAACUCGAGUGUGAACGAGUGGACGGAGGUGGCUCCCAUGCUCAAAGCCCGGGAGUACCAUAGCUCCUCUGUGCUAAAUGGGCUUCUGUACGUGGUGGCAGCUGACAGCACCGAACGCUAUGACCACGCCACUGACUCCUGGGAGGCCCUGCAGCCCAUGACCUACCCCAUGGACAACUGCUCUACCACUGCCUGCCGGGGCCGACUCUAUGCCAUCGGCUCCCUGGCGGGCAAGGAGACCAUGGUGAUACAGUGCUAUGACCCAGACACCGAUCUGUGGUCGAUGGUGAACUGUGGCCAGCUCCCACCCUGGUCCUUUGCACCCAAGACUGUGACUUUGAAUGGACUCAUGUACUUCGUCAGGGAUGACUCUGCUGAGGUGGAUGUCUAUAACCCCACCAAGGACGAGUGGGACAAGAUCCCAUCUAUGAACCAGGUACACGUUGGGGGCAGCUUGGCCGCCCUGGGAGGCAAGCUCUAUGUCUCUGGGGGGUAUGACAACACCUUUGAACUCUCGGAUGUGGUGGAGGCAUAUGACCCAGAGACCCGGGCGUGGAGUGUGGUGGGGCGGCUUCCAGAGCCCACCUUCUGGCAUGGCAGUGUGAGUAUCUUCCGUCAGUUCAUGCCGCAGACACCGGCAGGGGGCCGUGGCUUCGAGCUGAACAGUGGCAGCAGUGACGUGGAUGCAGGCCACCACAGGCUGCCACAGAACCCCGAAGAGCUACAAUAGCCCAGGCCUGGCCCAGAGGAGGGCCUUGGUGCAAGGGGCCUGGCACCUGUGGGGGAGUGGCUCAGGAAUGCUCAGUGAGCCCCUCGAGGCACCAUGUGAAGGUCUCUGCAUUCGGAGCCUAUGUCACAGCUUCUGGGGACAAAGGCGGUGGUGACCACCAGCAUGUAUCAGCCUUCAGAAGUCACCUCCGGUUUGUAGGAUCCAGCUCACCGCUCAGGGUGCCUCUCCUUGCUGCCCGCCCUUGGGCCUGUGUGCUUGCCAGAGCAGAAAGUCCUGUCAUGGUCUGAAAGGGACCUGGCCUGGAGCGUUUGGGAAUUCAGGAAGACAAAGGCUAAACGCCCCAUCCGGUACCAAGGAUCCUUGUAGCCAGUGCUGCAGGUAGAGGGGGUGUGUUCACACCAUCUUUGGGGUCUCGCCAUACAGGGGUUAAGUACUGAGACUAACCCGGAGGGCUGUCACAGUGUGAGCCCAAGGUCUGUUCCUAUAGCACAUGGUCUCACCUGGCGAGGUGUCCCUCCCGGGAUCCUGCCCUGGAGGACAUGAGCAAAGCUCAUGAAGCUGGCUUGCUGCAGCUCCUCCUUGGGAGCCUCACCGACACUUGGCUAAGCGCGCAGCUACCAGGCCUGGGAGCGGAGACUCCUGCUUCUAAAGAGGCUGCGUGGGGCGUCCCAGCACUUGGCUGUGGGUUCAAAAUGCUUGUGGUUUGACCUCGAAAAGAAGCAAGAGAGUUGGGAGCAGUAAGAGACAAGUUGGCUUUGUCUGGCUUGAAGGUGUACAACCCAUCAUCGGGAGAAUUUUUCUGCCUCGUGUGGAAAACCUAGGAUUUCUAGGGUCGUUAGGCCCAGGGACACAAGUACUACCACGGCUUUAGGGGAUCCCUGGGUUUCUCUGUGACUUUGAGUGGUUUCGUGGGUUUGGGAGCCGAGACCCCUUUGUACACAGUAGGGUUUGUUAUCUUUCUGGGGAAGAGGCCAUUAGGGCUUUCUGUUAUGGACAAAGGCAAAGUUGAGAGUUAGCUUUUCCUAGUGAUCUCAAGGGCCGGUAAGGCUCUUGGAACAGAAGCCUCUACCCCACCACAUGCCUACUGCUCCCUCCUUGGCCGGGUGGCACCUACCUGCUUCCUGUUUGAUGCUGUGCACUGCAGAUGUCAACUCUUGUUGAGUUUGAAAGCCGUGUCCUAGAACGCUCUGCUGGGCACCUGACCCUGGGAGAGACAGUAGGCAUGGGGCAGUGCUGUCCCGACCCAGGCCCACUGGUGAGCCAGGGUUCCUUUGGGGAUGUGCAGCGGUGCCUUGUUUCUUUCUCUGGGGCUGCCGGCCCAUCCUUCCAGUGCCUCUUCUCUGAACCUUAAAGAGCUGCCUCCCAGGGCCACCUGGAGGGGUUGACGCUCUGCCACGGAGUGCCUUUGCUCAGCAGGGCGGGGGCCUGUGUCUGUGUGUGUGGUACUAGUCUCACUGCCGGGGACAGGCUAGGAGGCUUUGCAGAGGAGCUGCACUGCUGCAGUCCCGCAACCUGCAGAUGUUCCUGCAUUACGGUGCACACUUGCACUGGUCCCCUCUGCCUGUCUGUGCUCCAGAGCCACUCAGGCUUCUAUAUCAGGGCCCUAUGACAACUAAAGAUAGUAAAAAACUAGGCAGUUCCUAUGGACCCAACCGGGAGUCCAGGACUGCCCCUCCCUCGGCUUCACGUCCGCCACUGGCUCUGGGCUGUAACCCACCGCUUAACACACAUCUCUACACUAAUAGGGAUUGAAGCUGGGCCACCAGGGUACAGGACUGUCCCUGUCACGUGUAUAAAGCUUUUAUAUGUUAGGACAAAAUUAAGUUAUGAGAAGUUCUGUGCCUGGUGUCGGAUGAUGAUCUGUAAGGGAUUUUUCUUCUAUUUAUGACUUCAGGUCGCCUUCCUCAGGAGGGCGGCUUAGUCACCAGUGACUGGGUAGAUUUGUAUAUUUAUUUUUGUCUGUUCUGUAGCUUCUGUGUCCAGCAUCCUAAGGUUUUAGGAUGCUUCCCUGAUUUUUGAAAUAAAAUGUUUCCUAU